Molecule: messenger RNA, 1108 nt
Organism: Anopheles stephensi (Asian malaria mosquito)
Lineage: Eukaryota; Metazoa; Arthropoda; Insecta; Diptera; Culicidae
Product: protein OPI10 homolog
Exons: 4
Coding region: 234-839 (201 amino acids)
Biological process (GO): protein import into nucleus
Cellular component (GO): nucleus; cytosol
Molecular function (GO): Hsp70 protein binding; nuclear import signal receptor activity
Source: RefSeq, a predicted model, not a curated record
GCACAUUGACGUUCAGAGAGCGCUCGGGUGCGGUCAAAACAAAUGCGCUUCAAUGCGCGGUGACAAGCGGGAAAAACAACAGCGCAGGCAAGCAAUGAUAACACCGAUCCUUCGAUAAUAGACUGGUUUUGUGUAGGUAAACUAGCGUUUAGAUUAUAAUAUACAUACACCGAAGAUAGUUUGUUAAGAGCCGUGUUCGUGGAUAUUGUUAGCAGCGAGGUUACGAUAGCAAAAUGUUGAACGCCCUUGGAGUGAUUGUGUCCGGCAGACUGGUUCAAACAGAUUUCCAGCAGAUAAGUGAAUCCCACUUCCUAGUUACCAUCCCGGAUGCGGACAAUGUGAACCAUGUGGUCGUGUUCCUGACCGGUACCACUCCGUUCCCGGAAGGUAUGGCCGGUGGAGUUUAUUUUAGCUGGCCCGAUCCGAAUGCACCACCGAACUGGCAGCUGCUCGGGUACAUUUCCAACACGAAACCGUCGGCUAUCUUUAAAAUAUCGCAGCUGAAGAAGCUGGAUGAAAUAUCCACCCAAACGACGAUGAUGAACAACGUGUUCGGCAGCAAUCUACCCAUCUCACAUACCGCCCAGAUCGGUGUGUCUAUCGAGCCGGAAAGCUCGCUCAUACAGCAAACACCAUCGACGACCACGUCCAGCACGUACUACCAGUUCGGGCAGAAGAUACUGGAGAACUUUUUCAACUUUGUCAGCAGCUUCUCGGUGACGCAAAGCCAAAUGACACCGGCACCGAACGAAACGUUCGUCCCGCUGUCGACGAUACAAACGUGGUACACCAACUUCGAGCGUAGGUUACAGCAGAAUCCGAACUUUUGGAAAAAUUAAAAUUCGAUUCAUUGUUGGUGCAGCGGACACCGGAAGUGAGAGAGGGAUUAGGCGCGAAACGAUUAAUAUGGCCUUACCGGAGGGACAAGUUCGAUCUAGAAGAGAUUGUCGGCUUCGCUUCUCGCGCUCUCAUCGAGUCAUUUUGGAAAGUUUUUUUUUCUUCAUCGAACUGGUUUUAAUAAGCUUAUAAUUUUAAGAGGCGCCAUUUGUUUGUAAACGGGCAGAUUUGUAAUGCAAUCAGUAAAUGCUAAGCCAGAAUUGUGUAUUUA